Molecule: messenger RNA, 4211 nt
Organism: Eufriesea mexicana
Lineage: Eukaryota; Metazoa; Arthropoda; Insecta; Hymenoptera; Apidae
Gene: PAN2
Product: PAN2-PAN3 deadenylation complex catalytic subunit PAN2
Exons: 22
Coding region: 222-4211 (1329 amino acids)
Biological process (GO): mRNA processing; nuclear-transcribed mRNA poly(A) tail shortening
Cellular component (GO): PAN complex; P-body
Molecular function (GO): poly(A)-specific ribonuclease activity; nucleic acid binding; protein binding
Source: RefSeq, a predicted model, not a curated record
CAGAAAAGUGGAAUCAUGAAUUAAAGGUACCUCGAUAAAUGGGUCGGUCUACAAAUCGUGGUAAAGGAGUGCAUUGCCAAGGCGACUAAGGUGCGUGCGUGUGCGUGUCCAAAAGUGUGCUAUGAAAAGAGAACGAUCAUCGGGACAGCGAUUCCACGGCUAUCUUCGUUCCAACGGCAAUUCCAUGUUUCAAAAACGAACGGCCUGAAGACGGGAAUAUUAUGGACUAUCCGGUUUUAGGCCACUACGACCCGUCCGUAGAGGCCACGGCUGAUAGCGGCGGUGACGAGCAAGAACUGCUUUGGGAAGAAUCAAAUUAUGUUUUACCUGGUGAUGAAUAUGUACCUGCAACUGAGCAAUUUGGAGAAGAUUUUGCGGGAGCUGAGUUUCAUGAAACUCGUACUUUACUUGCGGAUGGAGGAGAUAGAUUUGGAGUUUCCACUGCCACUUUUGACAAUGUUGAAGAACUUAUGUGGAUAGGGAAUCAAGGGGGUCACGUCACAUCUUAUUACGGGGCUGGUUUACAAAAGUACACCUCAUUUCAAGUUCAUGCCACACAAGAAGUUCGGCAUAUUCAUCCAUUAGAUGAGGGAAUUUUAAUCCUAACACAGAGUUUAUUGAGAUGUCAGUUAAGGCGUGGCAUUCCAAUGUUUACACAUAUGUCAUCAAAUAUGAUAGACAUGCAAUGCAUGCUACAAAUUUCACCAACGAGAUUACUUAUGGGAGGACAUCAAGAAAAAAUAAUUGAUUUUAAUCUAACCAGAGGAAAAGAGACUGGAUUAGUACAUGUAGGUGAACAUGGUUGUGCAAUUUUAAGGCAGCAUAGCAGGCUUAUAUGCUGUGGUAAUCCUGCUGGAAGAAUUGAUCUCAGGGAUCCAAACACAUUAUCAAUAGAACAUACUUUCGAUACCCAUAGUGGUUCUCUCAGUGAUUUCGAUGUUCAAGGAAAUUACCUUGUUACUUGUGGUUUUAGUAACAGUCAUCAGGGUUUGUCAGUAGAUCGAUUCUUAAUGGCAUAUGACUUGCGACAAAUGAGAGCAUUAAGUCCUGUUACAACUGUGGUAUAUCCUCUUCUAUUGAAGUUCCUACCCAGCUAUUCCAGUCGUUUAGCUGUAGUAUCACCAUUAGGACAAAUGCAACUUCUUGAUACUAUUUAUGCUAAUGUACAACCCGCCAUGACAUGCUUGUAUCAGGUUGCAACUGGUGGUGCAAUGAUACUAUCAUUUCAUGUAUCUUCUACAUCUCAGUGUCUAUGUUUUGGAGAUUCAGCAGGUUCUAUACACCUAAUGUCUACAAAUACACCUGAGCCUCAGUUUAAUACAUUUUUUCAGCCAACUGAAUUUGCCGAUCCAGUUGAAUCACUUCAAUCUAUAUCAUUUAACGAUGAUGUUACCCCAUUAAGUACAAUACCAAUUGUUUAUACUGGACACCCACUAUUGAGUGAUUGGCCAGAAGAAUAUUUGAAAAAAGUUUAUAGGAAAACACCACAAAUUGAUCCUGAAAUACUACGCACAAUGAAGAUGCAAGGAACUAUAGGUUAUGCCCCAAAUCCUCAGGCAUUUCGGAGAAAUCAAAUACCUUACAAUUUGGAAAAACGACGGGGAGUAGUCGCAAAGCUUUUCGCGGGGGACUCACGAUCUAAAACAGAUGACGGCACCUUUGUGGCCAUACCUAAACGUUAUCGUAAAAUUGAGGUGAAAUACUCACGACUCGGUUACGAUGAGUUUGAUUUCGAUCAGUAUAAUUACACCAGCUUCUGCGGUCUCGAAGCCACGCUUCCCAACAGCUAUUGUAACGCUAUGUUGCAGUUACUUUACUAUUGCGAACCCGUGAGAAUAACGUUGCUCUCCCAUUCAUGCCAAAGAGAAUUCUGCUUGUCCUGCGAGCUAGGAUUCUUAUUUCAUAUGCUGGACACAUCCCGCGGACUGCCUUGCCAAGCGGCUAAUUUCCUUCGUGCUUUUAGAACAGUCCCUGAAGCGGCAGCUUUGGGACUUAUACUCAGUGACCUCCAUCCGGAGGCGAAAAGGAAAACAAAUUUGAUAAGAUUGAUACAGAGUUGGAACAGGUUUAUAUUACAUCAGAUCCAUUAUGAAAUUCUUGAAACAAGAAAACGACAGCAAGAGGAAGAAGAAGCAGCUCGACUUAAAACAGGACCAAAAUGUCCGCUAUUCGUCUAUAACGAGCAGGAUUUCCCUAGCAUUUUGCAGGAUAUCGGUUCUCGAUAUAGAAGUCAUGCGGAAGAAAGGAAAAAGAGGCGGAAGCAAGGGAAGAAUGAUAAAAACAAUAGAAAGUCUGUGGAAGAAAGCGAGGUACGAGACGAAGAAACAGAAAUCAGUCGACUGUUUGGAUCGGAUCAAAUGCACAUACACCGUUGUCUGAAAUGUGAGCAAGAAGCUACAAAACAUUCCAUCAUGUUGCUAUGUAAUUUAGUUUAUCCGGAAUUAGUACAUCCUUCAGAAGAGGUUCCAUUUACGAGUGUUCUUGCCCGCAGUUUAAGACCCGAGAAAAUUACACCUGCAUGGUGCGAUAAUUGUCAGAAAUUUACACCUACCCUCCAAUCUCGACAGUUGACUAAACUACCUCAAAUAUUGGCUUUGAACUGUGGUUUAGAUACACAACAGGAUAAAGCAUUUUGGCAAACUCAAAUGGACAUAGUAGUUAAGAAAAUAUUAAGCGACAAAGAAAGUAGCCCAUCUUUAAGUCCUGUCCCCAUUACCGUGAAACCUUGUCGAUACGGUAACAAUUGUACCCGAAUUGGUUGUAGAUUUAGGCACAUUGGUAGAGAUCCAGAAAAUAUAUCAACGCCACCGGUCACUCCUCCCACAACAAUUUCAACAUCGGUUGCGACACCACCUAGUCACUUGUACUAUUCUCAUUCAUGGAUACCACACAAUAUAGAAAUUUCUUUAAGCAAUAGCGGUGAAUUAUUCGUGGAAAAGAUUAGUAGUCCGGAGAUUAAUCUCAAUGAAAGUAGAAAAUCGACCGAGGAGAUCAUAAUAGAAAAUGGACAGGGUGAUAAUAAGGUACAAGAUUCUGAGAUUCCUGAGAAUGAUUUCGAGGACCAAGAGACUGAAAAUCACAUUAAUACGGAACUUUAUAACGAGGAUAUAGAGAAAGAAAACAAAAUUGAUGAGAAUUUGGAUAAAAUAAGUAAAGUUCAGUACAGCCUUAAUGCCGUUGUUUGUUACAUCGAUGAUAAGAGUAACGAAGACAGAAGAAAUAUCGUUGCUCUGUUACGAGUUGGUCCAAGUUAUCAUGAACGAUCAUCUGGCAGUGCAGUGUCGCAGUGGUACAUUUUUAAUGACUUUUGUAUAUCCGCAGUGACUCCGCAAGAGGCGGUAUGGUUCAAUCUUGAUUGGAAAGUCCCAUGUGUACUUCAUUACACGGCUGUGCCAGCACCUGAAGCAGCACCGUUUGUCAGUCCUCUUACCUAUGACGUGUUUGGUGAAGAUAAAUGUAUUGCUCGUAGUGGAGGAACUAGGGGUAUCACAUUUACUCCGUUGACAUCCGACGAAAUGCCUAAAAAAGGGGAAUUAGUUGGUAUUGAUGCGGAAUUCGUAACACUGAAUCAGGAAGAAGCUGAACUUCGAAGUGAUGGAAAAAUGUCCACUAUAAAACCAAGUCACAUGUCUGUUGCACGUAUCACUUGUAUACGUGGGCAGGGUCCCCUAGAAGGAACUCCCUUUAUAGAUGAUUACAUAAGCACUCAAGAACAAGUAGUAGAUUAUCUGACAAAAUUCAGUGGAAUUCAACCUGGUGAUUUAGAUGCAAACUUCAGCAGCAAACACUUGACCACUCUAAAGUCAACGUACCAAAAAUUGCGGUUUCUUGUUGAUAAUGGGAUCAUAUUUGUUGGUCACGGCCUAAAAAAUGAUUUUAGGGUGAUAAAUUUAGUCGUACCGCCUGAACAAAUCGUAGAUACAGUGUUGUUGUUUCAUUUACCUCAUCAUCGUAUGGUGUCAUUGCGUUUCCUUACGUGGCACUUUUUGGGUAAGAAAAUUCAGUCGGAAACACACGACUCUGCCGAAGAUGCCAGCGCUGCUCUUGAAUUGUAUCGCAAGUACAAAGAGUUAAAAUGCUCUGCGAAGUUGUCUGAAUCAUUGAAGGAGCUUUACAACGUUGGCAAUCAAUUACAAUGGAAAGUUCCGGAGGAUGACCCUCAGGAAGAAGUGCAUGAUUUAGUUACGUCAUGCAACGACAAUGAAGUUUAG